AUGAACCAUACGGCGUCAAAUUCGGAAAUAUUUUCCGUCCAUGAAUUCGGUUGGACAGUGAAUAAUGCCAUCCAGAGUACCACUGCACCAAAUUCCCAAACACAAGACAGUGUUCGUAGUUUUGGUUGCGCGGUGGAGAAUGCAAUAAGGAGUGCGGCUGGGCCAAAUCCCCCUCCUCUGCACAGUUUCGCUUCGGCGGUGGAUGAAGCCAUCUGCAGCAGAGUUGUUGCCGAAGCCGAAGUUGAAGGUGAAACCGAAGAGUCGCCCAACAGAGAGGGCUACGCGGGAUCAUGGCAGAAGGGCUACAUGUUAGGGAAAGGCUCCUUCGGCACAGUCUACGAAGCAUUUACAGAUGAUGGAAACUUUUUUGCUGUAAAGGAGGUGUCCUUGUUGGAUCAUAGAAGCGAGGGCAAACAGAGCAUUUUCCAGCUUCGGCAGGAAAUAUCUCUUUUGAGUCAGUUCCGGCAUGACAACAUAGUUCAAUAUCUAGGCACAGAGAAGGAUAAUGAUAAGCUGUAUAUCUUCCUCGAGAUUGUAACAAAAGGAUCAUUGGCAGUUCUCUAUCAAAAGUAUCAAUUAAUGGACUCUCAAGUUUCUGCAUAUACAAGGCAAAUUUUAAGCGGCUUGAAGUAUCUUCAUGAUCGUAAUGUGGUUCACAGGGACAUCAAGUGUGCCAAUAUAUUGGUUGAUGUAACCGGGUCCAUCAAGCUUGCAGAUUUUGGUUUGGCAAAGAUUACCAAGUUAAAUGAUGUUAAAUCAAUUGGAGGCUCCCUGAACUGGAUGGCCCCUGAGGUUGUUAAGUUGAGGAGUUGUGGAUAUGGGCUAGCAGCAGAUAUAUGGAGCUUAGGAUGCACAGUAUUAGAGAUGUUGACACGACAACCUCCUUACUACCAUUUGGAAGAAAUGCAAGUGAUAUUUAAAAUCGGCCGUGGUGAACCUCCACCUGUUCCGGCGUCGCUGUCAACAAAUGCCCGAGAUUUCAUUCUUGAAUGCUUACAAGCUGACCCGAACAAACGCCCAACUGUUUCUCAACUAUUGGACCAUCCAUUUGUAAACCUUUGCACCACUGUUAAAUAUGGAGACCAUAGUGAAGAUGUAUUUUCACAUUGAAGAUACAUAUUUAGAUAUAUUCUUUCUAUAAGUAU
This is a messenger RNA of Vigna angularis (adzuki bean), 1145 nucleotides long. RefSeq names its product mitogen-activated protein kinase kinase kinase 1. The transcript has 8 exons. The record is from RefSeq and is a predicted model, not a curated record. Gene Ontology annotation, molecular function: ATP binding; protein kinase activity. Lineage: Eukaryota; Viridiplantae; Streptophyta; Magnoliopsida; Fabales; Fabaceae. Bases 1 to 1110 code for a protein of 369 amino acids. Gene Ontology annotation, biological process: protein phosphorylation.